AUGCCUCUUCCUAUUGAGGAGAGGAAGUUCAGCAGCAGCAGCAGCAACAACAAGACCAACUGUGUAUUUGUGGUGAACCGUCCGCAUGCUCUCAUCUGCUCCGCUGUGGCCUUCUACGUUCCCCUGGGCCUCAUGGUGCUGGCCUACCAGCGCAUCUACAUCACCGCCAUGGGCCACGCGCGGCAGAUCGGCACGCUGCAGCGGGCAGGCUCCGCCCACUACUCGGCGCCCCCCCAUCACUACCUCAGCUCCGAGCAGCAGGGCUCCAGUCGCAUGCGCAUAGAGACCAAAGCUGCCAAGACCCUGGCUGUCAUCAUGGGCUGCUUCUGUCUCUGCUGGGCCCCAUUCUUCAUUACCAACGUGGUGGACCCCUUCAUCCACUACAGUGUGCCCUGGCAGAUGUGGACCGCCUGGCUGUGGCUUGGCUAUAUUAACUCUGGCCUUAACCCCUUUCUCUACGCCUUCCUGAACAGGGCCUUCAGACGGGCCUUCCUCAUGGUACUGUGUUGUGGUGGUGAGAGAUACGUACGCCAGGGGAGCUACGGCCCCACCAGACGCUACUCUGGAUCUGUCAAUGGGACCUCCGUCGCACUCAGAUUAUCCUUCCUUCCCAACCAAAGCCACAGUGAACAGCAGAAAGAUUUUAUCCAAUGAGGUAGGAUCUCAAGACUCCAUGGGUGGACUAUAGCCCAGAGAAAUAAUGGUGUUAACCUGCUUGUCUCACACAAGUCGAACAAGUGAAAUACAGUAGGUAUUAAUGGGGACGUAUGGUCACGACAUUGAGAUUCUGAGCUGAAGGACUUGAGAGGACUGCAGUCUGAUUAUUGAAUUAGCAGGUCAAGGUUUAUGGAAUUUGAUGCAAAAAAAAGCACUGUCCAGUCGAGCCCCCCCCCCAAGUGAAGACUCAGACAAUGAAGAUACAGGAAGAGAUCAAAAGCUAGUGUGCCUGUGGAAUGACUCAGCAUUGUGCCAAGAUUGUUUGUGAUUGAUGUUCUAAGAGUCCCUAUGAAGUUAAAAGCUAUUGUACAUGUAAGCAGUUGUGUGGACUGGGGUCACUCCCAUUCCUGCUAGUGACCUGUGUGUUAAGGACAACUACGUUUAAAUAUGUCAAUCAACUUAGCAUUACAUUAUCUUUUGACAAAUAUUUCAUGUAUAUAUGUAUGUUUUGCAUAGUUGGGAUGUACCAAUCAUGUAAUUUGGCAACUAAAAAUGUGCUUCUGAAUGUCUAAAAUUCUUUCCCACUGGAUCAGGGUCAGUUUAAUCUAGCCUUAGAUUUGUAAUCAUGCAGCCUAGACAACGUGACGGGCUUCAAUGGAGACAGUUGAAUAGCAAACAGCUUUAAUUGUGUAAUACUGUGUUGCCUUGAAAGCAUUUAAACGUUCUUGACCAUCAUGCCAUUGUUUGAGUGAGGCAAUUAUACAGCCAAAAAUCCUCUUCUCCAUGUUCAUAAAUGACUAACUUGAUUAUCCAUGACAAUUACAUGGUUUCUACAAUCCCACUCGUCGGUCAACGGUAAAGGAGUGUUUUGGCUCAAGGUCAAUGAAACAAUCCAGGAUUGAUGGAGCAGAAGAGGAAUAUCAUUAAUUCUCUAUAACCAUUCAAGUUUACAGGGUCUGAAUCAAUCUUAGGACUUUGGCUCUAAACCAACAUUCCCUAUCAUGAAUAAAGCCAAACUCUCCCAUGCCAUCAUUUCAUGUGUAGAUAAAAGUUAAAACACUGCCAUGUAGCUCGGUUGAUAGAGCAUGGUGCUUGCAAUGCCAUGGUUGUGGAGUUCAAAUCCACAACCAGUAUGAAAAUGCAUGCACUACUGUAAUUAAAAGACAGGUGACAUUUAUUAAUAGGUAUACAAGAAACAGUAAAAUUCACAUGUUGACACAAGGACAAAACGGUGUGUGUGCAGAAGAAACAAAUGAGAAGUAGCAUUACAAGAAAGAAGUAUUUACAAACAGAAAUAUUUAUAAAAAUUUAAAUUGAAAAAAAAAA
Oncorhynchus mykiss (rainbow trout) is the source of this 1983-nucleotide messenger RNA. The record is from RefSeq and is a predicted model, not a curated record. NCBI's taxonomy places the organism in Eukaryota, Metazoa, Chordata, Actinopteri, Salmoniformes, Salmonidae.